UGCUCGGCCCGAGUCGUCGUGCAGUACGGAACGCGCAGGAGGCAAGCAGGCGAAGCAAAACAGGCAAGCAGGCAGGCAACUCAGGCAAGCAGGCAGGCAGGCAGGCAGGCAGGCAGGCGGAUGGGCCGGCUGCUGUCGCGCGCAGCGCCCGAAACGACGACACGCAACGCACGCAUGUAAAUGUUGCCGCUGCCAGUUGAUCCGCGUGCGCGUGUACACGAGGGAGAUUGACCGGCACGUGACAUACGGAAUUGCCGCGCGCGAUAACGAAACGCCUGUUAUUAUUCGCGGCAGUGAGAUCGAGACUGGAGUAUCGAAUAUCGGAGCGACUCCAUCUCGAGGAUAGAGACGAGGACUCGAGAGAUCCGUGGUGAGUGCCUCCGCAGGGAUUCUUGCGCAGGAACGGAGCGCGGGUAUUAUGUCACACUCCCACGCGAGCGACGGCCGCCGCUGCCGUUCCUGCCGUCGUCGCUGCUGCCGUUGCCGCGGUUGUUGCUGCUGCUGCGAAUCUCAACAUCCUCGUCGUUUGACAUUUCCGCGGGCGUGCAACGCUUGACGGAUCACACCCGCGCGCCUCAUUGUGAAUGUUAUAUCCUAUAUGUUGCUCGUUUCGUCCUGUCGUAGUGUGUUCGACUCAUCGCCGCAACGUGACAUUUUUACGCGAGAUCGUAAUUCGACAGUGAAAUUCUUCUUGUCCACGUUUGCUCCGCAUUCCAGUGUUAUCUUCCGCUAUCGGCUCGAAGAAAAAAAUCGAAAACGUUUCCUGGAUCAUUCGCGCUUUGCCGGACGACGACGCGCCGUCCAACGGUCCCCGUGGAAGGAGGGAGAGGUGACAAAGGCGGCGCGCGUGCCCUCGAAGGCGAGGCGAAGUCAACACCAGGGAGGAUCGCGCCGCACGACGAAUCUCCGUCAACAGGACGAUGCGCAUCGUCGUCGUCAUCGUCGUCAUCGUCGCGAGUGUAUCGUUCUUGCCGUUGUACGUACAGCGCGAGUGAAUUACGAAAAAAGAACGUAAGAAAAUAAGCGGGGACGAAAAAGAAAGCGGAAGGACCAAGAGAGGGAGAGAGUGUGCAUCUCGCAACGUGUGUGAAAUGGAUGGUACGCCAAAGAAAAGCGAAGCAGUGCUAAUAUAUGGAUGCCCAUGGGUGGAACUUGGCCGAAAUGUGCCAGCGCUACCAUCACGCUAUACCGGCGACAGCGGCGGCGACGCAGAAUUCCUCGUCAGCUAGAGAUCCCUCGGCUGCCAUCGCGCAAGGCCUGUCAACCGCCGCUCACAUCGAUCAAGCCAGCCCGUCUUAUUCGCACUACACGAUGCUGGACAAUUAUGACAGGGGUGAGGUGACACCGCCACCACCAGCGGUAAGCGGUUACGGCUCCCCCGGUCUCUUGGCACUCCACUCCUCGCUUUACGCGACUCCCACGUCAAGGGCCUACGACAUUGAUUCCGGUAUCGACGGCAACGACAGCUCGAUGCCCAUCGACGCCCAAAUCAUCUCGAUACCGAGCAUGCUGACCGGCCCGGCGCAGCAACGGCUCGAAGAUAUGCCCUGGCUGGCUUCCGGUCCAUCGUUGGAAUACCAGCCUGGUAUCUCGCCGAUUCCUGCGGGAGUGAAGAUGUGCCAUCCCGGCGGCGGCACCGCCCAGAGGAGCCUCAAGGAGCAACGGAUACGUCGUCCGAUGAACGCGUUCAUGGUCUGGGCAAAGGUCGAGCGCAAGAAAUUGGCCGACGAGAAUCCCGAUCUCCACAAUGCCGAUCUCAGCAAAAUGCUCGGUAAGAAAUGGCGAGGGUUGACGCCACAGGACAGAAGGCCCUAUGUCGAGGAGGCCGAGAGGCUUCGGGUCAUACACAUGCAGGAACAUCCGAAUUAUAAGUAUAGGCCGCGGCGUAGGAAGCACGCGAAACGGACACCCGGUGCACCGUCCUCGCCUCCCUCGGCGACCAACACCGCAGGCAACAGGUCCAACUCUGCCGGCCCGGCGAUUCAUCAUUCCAUGUCCAAGAUGGACGGUUACCAGAGCAUGUCUCAAAUCCCAUGGGGUGGCCAUUCCCCGAUUUCAUCUUUGUAUCAUCAACAACAGCAGCAGAGUAUCCAGGAAUAUAAAUCGGAAAAUAAUUCGCUCUACGGUAGCCCUUACACGCCCAUUAUCCAUACCCCGGAUAUAUCUCCGGUGGCCAGUCCCGAGCCCGAUGGUGACGGUGGUCAUCUAUCGUCCGCUCAAAAUCCGGAUCCAGAACGAGAUCUGAUGGAAGGUACCUCGAAGCAACACGGAGAUAUGACCGAUCAGACGAAACGAUAUGCUUUUAUGAGUAGUGACAAUCAGCUGCACACGGGUCACGCUAGUAGCACUAGCAUAUCAUCGUGUCAGAAUUCUGGUGGUUACACAGACACUUUAACAUAUAAAAAAUCCGUUGGCUACUUGAACUUCGAGAGACAAUCCACGAGUAUAGCCGCGGUGGGCAUAGCGAACGGUAUGAUGGUAUCGUGCAAUAAAUUGCGCUCCGGUUUCGACAACGUCGGCUCCGUCACAGGCACGUUUUAUCCGCCGGUCGCCUCGCCACACGAUCAAUCGUUGCAGCAUUACAGCGGCACGCAGACAUCCAAGAACGCAGCGAACUAUUCGAUGCAGCCCACCAUCGAGAGUAAUUACAAUCCGGUCCAAUGUGCUGGCAGUCGACAGCAAUCCAUUGGAAUUCGCGGAGCCGCCGAAAGUUGUCCUGGUACAGUGACGCAUCGAUACCAAAUGCCGCAUCAUCAAGAGUACCAAACGGACGCGUCUUCUGGCAGUGGCCAGCAGCAACACGCGAUCCUCGGCGGUCACAUCGAUCCUGGUAUGAGCGCCGAGGAUGAUCAACAGCAGACACUUCAAUUGGAAAAAUAUUUCAAGUAUUCCCAUCCGACGAGCGUGGCACAUUCGAGCUUGUCCUCGCAGAGUAUGUUGGACAGUAAUCAUAACUAUGCCAGCGAUCUGCGUUAUUAUGGAGCACCGCCGCAAUCUCAAUUGGACAUACCGAACUCUCAGUGCAUUAUCGACGAUCAGCAGGGCAACAAGGACGCUCGUUGUUCUAACGUCGCAAUCGGUCACACUAUGGAGCAGUACUCGGGUUUGGAGGUGUCGAAAUAUACAGAUCAUUCGAGCACGCAACAGCAUCCGCAGCCGCAGACUCAGAGUAUGGAGCACGUGCCCAAGGCCGAUGAUGAUUUCAGUGUUAUACUUGCAGACGUGCGUAAGACUUGCUAUAGUAGCUAGUGUUUCUCCUUCUAGUGCAUCGCAAUCCGCGGAUUAAACUGACAUGCUGGAUUUUAGAAACUUUCCUUUCCCUCAUAACCGAGAAGAACCAAGACGUUUGUGUGCAUGUUUCAUCAUGUAGUUGGUGCUACUGCAAAUGUAUCAAAACAUUUUUAUCUCGUGAUAGAAGGUAUGUUCUCCUCGUUAAUCGGAAGAAUAUUUCCAUUCCGAAUCUUCACACAAGCAAGAUAUUUAGUUGCAACUCAAUUCGUUCACUCCCACUUCAUUUCCAGUACGAGAAACGUUUAAUUGCAAUUUUAUCUUCUGAAAUUCUGUCUAUAAAUAUCUUCUGUGCAUAAAAACGAUCUCUUAUAGAUUUCAGUUAACUGAAAUUAUAUCGGUAUCAGUGGCACGAUUGUCGCCUGUCAACAAAUUACAGUAAACAAAAUUGCAAUAAUCAUGAAUAAAAAUAUAAUAGGAUAAUGAUCUAUGUAAAUAUUCAAUAUAAUCAAGAUCAUAUUUUUAUUAUAGUAGAUUAUCGUUUUACUGAAAUUUUGUACAAAGUAUUAAAUUUUUUGAAUUUCUAAUAUCUUAUUUACAGUGUUAUACAAAUAUUUUAGAUAAAAUUAUGAUAGGCGGCUGAUGGUGCACGACUGAUGGUGCAUAGCUGAUGGUGCACGGCUGAUCUAGUAUAGCAUAAAAUUGCAAAGAGAAUUGUAUACUCACAUAAAUGUCACAUCUGUAGUUUUAUUAUCAAAGAUAAUACAGUAGAAAAGAUAAUAGUGAUAGCGAGAAAUAUUAAAUUUAUAUUAUUAUAUUAGAAAAUGGUCACAUGUCAAGAAAUGUUUUGCAUCAACAAGUCUCGUAUUUAUUUCGAGAUAACAGCACUUAUCCAUCACUGAGUUUUAUUGUUCAAAAAUUUAUUUUUAAUCAUUACAAAUGAUAAUUUUACAUAAACUGUUUUUGUAAAUAAAUUUUCCUUGCUCAUCAGAAUAAUAUUUCUAGUGAUUUAUGUAAAUCAAAUUUCGUAGAAAUGCGAGUGGUGCAAAAUGUCUUCGAUGUGUAUAGAUACGUGUAAAGAAUUUUGGGUAAAGUAAAUUAUUAUUAUACUAUUGUUAUUUUGCUAUUAUAUAUUAUUAUCUAUUAUUAAUUAACAUUAUUAUUAAUAUUAUUAAUGUAUCGUACUUAAUAGAAGAAUUAAUUAUGAAAAUUUUUAUCUGCAUAUAUUCUUCAAAGAACAUCCUCCCACAAAAAAUAUAUAUAUAACACGUUAUCGACACAUUUUCGUGUUAUGCAUAUCAUUUAUUUUGUCAUGCACUUAGUGCACACGUAUAUACUAUAUUGUAAAAUAUUAUAUGCUAUCUAUAUAUUUCUUUAUUUAAAAUAAAAUUUUUCAUUAUGAAAUUUGAUGCACGUGAUAAAAUUAUAUAAUCUUCUGGAGAACAUUGGUAUCUUUCGCGAAACAAUAUCGUAAGUAAUAUCAUAAACAAUAUAUGUUAAUUGUACAUGUAUAUAUUAGAUACAAUCUUUUGGAUUACCACAUUAAAAUUGCAAUUGUCAUUAAAACAUAUAUCAUGUA
Pogonomyrmex barbatus (red harvester ant) is the source of this 4807-nucleotide messenger RNA. RefSeq lists its product as uncharacterized. Gene Ontology annotation, cellular component: nucleus. Gene Ontology annotation, biological process: cell differentiation; positive regulation of transcription by RNA polymerase II. The record is from RefSeq and is a predicted model, not a curated record. Gene Ontology annotation, molecular function: RNA polymerase II cis-regulatory region sequence-specific DNA binding; DNA-binding transcription activator activity, RNA polymerase II-specific. Lineage: Eukaryota; Metazoa; Arthropoda; Insecta; Hymenoptera; Formicidae.